CCAAUGUAAUGAGAUUAUCAGUCGUCUAGAGUCCAUUGAAAAACCCAAUGGUAUACUUGGAUGCCCGGUGUUUUAUCUCAAAGGAAUACCGCCUUUCUUGGUACAUCGUCUCCUUGUGAGCUGUGCAGACUGUCCGGAAAAGGGUGGGAAAAAUAUUUGUCUGAGAAAAUGGAAAACGGAAGGCAGAUCAUUCAGUGUUGUUUUCCACCUGUUCAUCAUGAAAGUCUUUCGUUCAAUCCGUCAAAUAUAUGAUCGUACUAGAUAUUUUGGACAUUCUAGCACCAGUGGGUCUUCUGACGAUCUUUAUAGAAAACCAGAAAUUGGCAAUCAAAAAUGUGUCAAAUUUGAAGUUAAAACAAAAGUUGGAAAAAAGUACGAAGUCCGAACCCUGGAGAUUCUCCAGAAGCUCAACAAGUCUGGAAAACAAGAAUGGAUUCUUUAUGUCAUCAAAUAUUCAGAUUAUACUUCGUAUGACUGCUUUUCCCUGUCAGACAGCUUCAUUACCCAGAUGUUUGAUUCCGAGACAUCUAACUUGAAAUGUACUCUUGUGUUUGUCGAAGAUGUGCUGAAUUUUAAAAUGGCUAGUUUGUCUGAUAAAUGGAGACUCAUUGAGUUCAUCCGAGCCAAUAUCGCUAGUAACGCUUAUGUGUGUUCGGGAUUUUUGGAAAACUCUCCAUUAUUAACUUCAAAUCAAAAAGUUAACAUUUUAUUCCAUCAUACAUCACUCGUCAUCAUUAACAAGUCUUCUCAACAAAUUAUCACACAUAAAUCCCUAUUUGACAUGGAACUUAUUGUCUUCAAAGAGGAAAAAACUUCAUUUGUCUGUAAGACUUCCAAGGAAUCUGAAUUCUGGUCGAUUCGAGCUGUCAACAUGGAGAAGCUGGCGGACUUAAUCUACGAGGCAAUCGAGAUUCGGGGACUUUCUGUCGCUUUGAAUCAUGUUAGAAAAGAGUCAGAAUACGUGCAAAUCCCCUCAUUCGACUCAUUCUAUACGGACUUUUGAGUGGCUCAAUUUGUAUUGUUUCGUGUGUUUUAGUUAUAAUCCUUGCACAUCUUUCUUUUCACAUUCUGCCAUUUUUCGUUUAUAUUCUUUGAUUGUUUUUUUUUGUUAUAAUAAAUGUCAAAAGUUUA
Caenorhabditis elegans is the source of this 1131-nucleotide messenger RNA. It is a transcript of the gene sdz-13, whose product is annotated as SKN-1 Dependent Zygotic transcript. The record is from RefSeq and is marked reviewed. Bases 218 to 1003 code for a protein of 261 amino acids. Lineage: Eukaryota; Metazoa; Nematoda; Chromadorea; Rhabditida; Rhabditidae. The transcript has 6 exons.